AUGUUGCUCAAUGAGUGGUACCACGAUGCAGCUUGCGGCCGGCAAUUUGUGAACUAUUUCAAGCUACUGGACUGGAUGACCAAAACCGACACCAACGAGAAAGGGAAGAACGUCGCCAGACUCCUCCGGGAGCUUCACCAACUCAAGGCGCAAAAGCCCCUAUUCUUCGACUCCUCGGUUAAGAUCGCGACCGAAGAGGAUUUUGCCCUUCGCGUGUUCGGCAUUCUCCUGGAACUGGACCGCGGCGACUUCAUCCAUGCCUUCAGCCGGGCAAAUAUUGUCGACAAACACUUAGCAGUUGCUCCUCAGUGCUACGUCCACCUCGCCCAAGAGCUGAAUAACGAAGGGCUGAGCGCGCUCGAGGCCAAAGACCUAAUCGAGGACUUCGACCAUAAGAGAUGGUCCUUUAUCCCCGUCACCAUCAGCUAUAACAUGAGCCGGUCCUUGCACGACGGCCAAUGGGUGCUACCAUUCUUGAAGAAGGAGCGGAUCAACGGCAAGGGCGGCACAGCUGAUGUGUACCAAGUCUUGGUCCAGGAAUACUUCAUCGACCCUGUCCUCCGAGACGCGAUCAAGAAAUCGAGGUUCCAUGAUAAGGACUACGGAUGGUGCUAUCAACUGGCCCUGAAGACUUACUCUCCCAGAAAUAAAGACUUCUUCGAGUGGGAGAAGGUGGCAUUCAAAGGACUACGAGGCCAGCCCGGAAUGGUACAAUAUCUCGGGGACUACGUCUUCGAAGAAAUUCCCAACGAGCCCGAAUCCUGGACCUACAACAUUCUCCUGGAGCUCGGAGAGCUGGACCUCGACGAGUUCUUCGCCGACCAGCAUUCAUACCCGCCCGUACGGACCCCAGAAAUCAUUGCCUUCUGGAGCGCCUUGUUCAAAGUGGCGGAAGCGAUUAAGCGACUCCACAACCUUGAACGUCGAGACGAGGACGGGGUUACGGAGAAGUAUCAUGGCUGGCACGCCGAUAUCAAACUCGACAACAUCUUGCGAGUGCACGGUGAAUAUAAGCUGGCAGACUUUGGAUUUGCCAAGUUCAAGCGAAUCAAGGAGGAGCCGCCGACCGAAUACAUCGAAGGAGGCACCCAGACCUACGGGCCCCCCGAGACGGACCCAAAGAGGGUUCGUGGUACUUCGACUGCUGUCACCCAGACCAUCGACACCUGGUCGUUUGGGUGCGUGCUGUCUAUCGCCGUCACCUGGGUCAUCUUGGGCUACCAAGGCAUCCUUCAGUACGAGACGCUGAGGAAGCAAGCCAUCGCCAAUUUGAAGAGGCGGCAAGAGCAGGAGACCGGGCUCACGACGCCCACCGCCCACGACGCCUUCCACAAUGGGUAUAAUGUGCUCCCCGAAGUGCUUCAGUGGCACAACUAUCUACACACCAUCAGCCGCCGGUCGGACUCGCUGUCCAUGCGUGUGCUGGGCCUCGUCGAGCAGGAAAUGCUGCUCGGGAGCCCCCAGCAGCGCAUCUCGUCGACGGCCCUAUGUGAACGACUCAAGUUCAUGCUCAAGGCGGCCGAUAUGGACUACGCCAACUCGCGCCGGGACGCGAGCAUCCACGAGUCGGUGCUCAAAGCCCUGCUGGAAUACGACCAACAAGCGCCCGCCAACUCGACCCAAGCAGCCCGAGCCAAGUCAGCGGGCUUGGAGCGCCUCGCACCGCCCUCUGCCUCCUCCCGCGGAUCUGCUGCCGCCCAGGAUGCUGCCCCUCGCAAGUCGAGACGGAUCGGCAAGUCGGAGAGGCUGGACAACAUCCCGCGCGGAAAGACGGCGCAUCGGGCGGAAGAUCUGGAGCGUGAAUUGCAGGCUCAGGCGGAUGUCCACGAGCCGGAGCCCUCAGCCAUGUCGGAUCUCUAUGACAGCCCGGUCGAGGAGGCCGACGGGGCCAUGAUACCGUCUUUCCAAAGGCCUGUAACGCCGACACCUCGGUUCCGACCAAGGCCCCAGCAGAUCAAUGUGACCCAGCUCGGAGAUCCAACGAGGAAGGUCAAACCUCCAAACGGGCCGGAUCCUGCAACCAACCCCCAACUCCCAAGGCAGCCAUACCAGCCACCAAACGGCGACCAGGGACGACCACAAGUGUCCCCUAGUUCAAUGUGGCCGCGGCCAAGGCAGCCAUUUACUCGUCCCCCACCAGUCCGGGAGCCGGAAUCCAGUCCAGAACCAAAGAGGUCGACGCCUCCGCGGAUGCCUCCGGGGCCCGUCCUUGUGCCCACCCUCGAGCCCUCUCUCGACAUCUGUCGCGUGCGAGAGGAACUGGAAAGGAAUCGGCCGAAUAGAAUCGCGUCAUUUGUCGGCAUCCCCAAGAAAGAUUUGUACUUGAAGAAAUUCAUCAAGAACCGAGACAUUAAAUUCAUCGUCGACAACGGCACCACCAUGCUGCCGUUCUGGGGAGUGGCCACGUACGUGUUGGAGACGUUGACGUUGAAGUUGGCCGGCCUGGACGAAGACGGCCUCGACCUGGUCUUCACGAUCGGCGAGGAAUUCAACAUCAACAACGCCCGACGAGCCAACUCGGCGGCCAGGUUCCAAAAGGCCAUGCAAGAAAUGACUCCCAAGGACCCGGGCGAUGCGGACGAGGAAUUCCUCCGCACCGACAUGACGGCCGUGCUGGGCCGCGUGUUUGACGAAUAUCUCAAGACCGACCGACACAAAGCCAUGACUUUGCUCAUCCUGACCGACGGCCUCUGGCUGGGCUCGGUCAAGGAAGACGUGGUCGAGAAGAAGAUUGCCGACUUUGUCAAGGAGCUCAACUCGAUGGAACCGCGGCGGUUCAGUAUCGAGUUCAUUCGCUUCGGCGACGAUCGGACGGCCAUCAAACGGUUGGAAGCUUUGGACAACGCGAUGGAAGAUCGGUAUGGAAUCGAAGACAUCAUCGACACUGAACCUUGGACCGGACGAGUCAGGAAGAUGAUCGUGGGAAGCAUUCUGGAAGGCGAGGAUUUGGAUGAAAACGAGCGGGAGGGUCCGACUCCUGCCGCCUCCGUUCCGUCCUCGCCGGGGUCUGGUGCUCGUCCGAAUGGUGUCCGGAAUAGCGUCAGUCAGAUUUACGGUCGCAGCCCUUCGCAGAAGAAGCCGAACCCGUUCUCCAGGCUCAUGGGCUAG
Messenger RNA from Capronia epimyces CBS 606.96, 3108 nucleotides. Its product is annotated as serine/threonine protein kinase. Lineage: Eukaryota; Fungi; Ascomycota; Eurotiomycetes; Chaetothyriales; Herpotrichiellaceae. The transcript has 7 exons. The record is from RefSeq and is a predicted model, not a curated record. Gene Ontology annotation, molecular function: protein serine/threonine kinase activity; ATP binding. Bases 1 to 3108 code for a protein of 1035 amino acids. Gene Ontology annotation, biological process: peptidyl-serine phosphorylation; peptidyl-threonine phosphorylation.